Molecule: messenger RNA, 297 nt
Organism: Peromyscus leucopus (white-footed mouse)
Lineage: Eukaryota; Metazoa; Chordata; Mammalia; Rodentia; Cricetidae
Source: the annotation of a RefSeq genome assembly
AUGCCAUCUGUGACCUCCAAUAUUAUACUAGCAUUCUCAUUUUCAUUCCUAGGGACUCUAGUGUUUCGCUCUCACCUCAUAUCCACCUUACUAUGCCUAGAAGGGAUAAUGCUAUCCCUAUUCAUUAUAACAACAAUUACUUCCCUCAACUCCCACUCAAUAAUCAUAUACCCUAUCCCCAUUGUUAUCUUAGUAUUCGCAGCAUGUGAAGCAGCCAUUGGCCUAGCCCUGCUAGCAAAAGUAUCAAAUUCAUAUGGAACAGACUAUGUGCAAAACCUAAACCUACUUCAAUGCUAA